This is a messenger RNA of Rhizophagus irregularis DAOM 181602=DAOM 197198, 789 nucleotides long. RefSeq lists its product as uncharacterized. The record is from RefSeq and is a predicted model, not a curated record. Lineage: Eukaryota; Fungi; Glomeromycota; Glomeromycetes; Glomerales; Glomeraceae.
AUGUCUGCUACCGUCAAGGCUAAAGAACCACCUUCUCGACCAGAUCCAGGGAAUAAUUCAUUUAGUACUUCAAUUACUCACUCAUCUGCCACCACCUCACAACCCAUUCUUUCUAAAGAAGAGAAUACUUGGCAUGAAAAGUUGGGCAUCUGGAUUCCUAACGAUCUCUUCCCUUACGUAACUGACGAACCUGUUUACACUUCUAACAGACAGGCGAAAAUCAAAGGUCAACAAUAUACACCAGGAUGUUAUUACUGGUUUCUUGGUAUUAGAAAACGUAAAGAAGCUCACGAACUAGCUGUGCGACAACAAAAUGAAAAUGAAGCAUGGGAAGUUAAACGUCUUGCUUAUGAAGAUGAACUCUCUGCUAGAGCAAAGCUCUGGGGUACCUCCUCUAAUCGUGUAGAAUAUCGUGAAGAUAUGACCAAAGAUCUCACAAAAUUUCAAGAUCACUUUCACAAGAAAAUUACUCCUUUAAUAGACCGCCGUUCCGUUCUACAGAACAGAAUCACGCAAGGAAAAAAUGUUUAUAAAACUAACAAACAAUUGCUCCAAUUAGAGCAAGAAUUAGGUCAUUUUCACAUUGACUAUUUCUCGGUCAUGGAUGACCGCGAAUCUCAUUAUCGGUACAAAGGACACACAUCAGAUGAUGCUAAACAACUCAAACUUAGACCACAUAAACGUCCCCCUAUUCCGCCUACAAAUAUCGAUAGGCAUAACACGGAGAUCAAAAAAUCGAGACUAGAUAUCCUGUCUCCUGAAGACUCUAAAGUCUUCGUUUUACGCUAA